Balaenoptera ricei (Rice's whale) is the source of this 1296-nucleotide messenger RNA. It is a transcript of the gene ACP4, whose product is annotated as acid phosphatase 4. NCBI's taxonomy places the organism in Eukaryota, Metazoa, Chordata, Mammalia, Artiodactyla, Balaenopteridae. Gene Ontology annotation, biological process: negative regulation of ERBB4 signaling pathway; peptidyl-tyrosine dephosphorylation involved in inactivation of protein kinase activity; lysosome organization. The record is from RefSeq and is a predicted model, not a curated record. Gene Ontology annotation, cellular component: lysosome; postsynaptic membrane. Gene Ontology annotation, molecular function: acid phosphatase activity; protein tyrosine phosphatase activity; receptor tyrosine kinase binding.
AUGGUAGAAAUCGUGGCGGAGGCAGCAGCUUUCCCGUCUCUGGGCCACGGGGACGGUGAUGUGCCCGGGACUCCCAUGGCCCUCUGGCGGUCCCUGGCUUUUACUCUGCCAGCCCUCCCGAGAGUGUUCCGCCAUGGCGACCGGGCCCCGCUGGCCUCCUAUCCCACUGACCCGCACAAGGAGGCUGUAUCUACCCUGUGGCCACGUGGCCUGGGCCAGCUGGCCGGGGAAGGGGUCCGCCAGCAGCUGGAGCUGGGCCGCUUCCUGAGGAGUCGCUACGAGGAUUUUCUGAGCCCCGAGUACCGGUGGGAGGAGGUGUACAUUCGCAGCACAGACUUUGACCGGACCCUGGAGAGCGCUCAGGCCAACCUAGCACCUAGUGGGCUGUUCCCUGAGGCCGCCCCAGGGCGCUCCGAGGCCACCUGGAGGCCCCCUGUGCACACGGUGCCCCUCCGUUUCCUCCAGCUGCUGAGGUUCCCUACACGCAGCUGUCCCCGAUACCAGGAGCUGCUGAGGGAGGCCACGGAGGCCGCCGAGUACCAGACCGCCCUAGAGGGUUGGACGGACUUCUUGACUCACCUGGAGAACUUCACGGGGCUGUCGCUGGUCGGGGAGCCGCUCCGCAGGGCGUGGAAAGUUCUGGACACUCUUAUUUGCCAGCAAGCCCGCGGUCUCCCGCUCCCAUCCUGGGCCUCUCCGGAUGUCCUGCAGACACUAGCUCAGAUCUCGGCUUUGGAUACUGGGGCACACGUGGGCCCCCCCGGGGCAGCAGAGAAGGCCCAGCUGUCUGGAGGAAUCCUGCUGGAUGCCAUCCUUGCCGACUUCUCUCGGGUGCAGCACUUGGGGCUGCCCCUCAAGAUGGUUAUGUAUUCGGCUCGCGACAGCGCUCUCCUGGCCCUCCAGGGGGCCCUGGGUCUCUAUGACGGGCACACACCGCCUUAUGCCGCCUGCCUCGGCUUUGAGUUCCGGAGGCGCCUUGGGGACCCGGAUGACGACGCAGGGGAUGUCACCAUCUCCCUCUUCUACCGCAACGACUCUGCCGGCUUACCCUUGACCCUCAGCCUCCCCGGGUGCCCGGAGGCCUGCCCCUUAGGCCGCUUCCGCCAGCUGACUUCCCCUGCCCGGCCUCCGGCUCGCGGGAUCCCCUGCCACGGCUUCCACGAGCCCGCCACCCCCGCAGCCACCGUGGCGCCCCUCCUGGCUGGGGCUGGGGCCGUGCUGGCAGCCCUUAGCAUGGGGCCGGGCUUGCUGGCCUGCAGAGCCGGCUGCCUGCGGGCCUGGGGGGGCCCCGUGUGA